Messenger RNA from Photinus pyralis (common eastern firefly), 3283 nucleotides. It is a transcript of the gene Sptz, whose product is annotated as zinc finger FYVE domain-containing protein 26 homolog. Gene Ontology annotation, cellular component: centrosome; midbody; lysosomal membrane. NCBI's taxonomy places the organism in Eukaryota, Metazoa, Arthropoda, Insecta, Coleoptera, Lampyridae. Gene Ontology annotation, molecular function: phosphatidylinositol-3-phosphate binding; metal ion binding. The record is from RefSeq and is a predicted model, not a curated record. The coding region runs from base 1 to 3162 and encodes 1053 amino acids. The transcript is spliced from 13 exons. Gene Ontology annotation, biological process: regulation of cytokinesis; double-strand break repair via homologous recombination; mitotic cytokinesis.
AUGAACGUGUCAGGCAUGGAAAGUAAACCACACGGACUACUAUGCCCACUAGACCGUAUCACCACUUUAUCAUACCCGUGUGAAGAGGAUGCGAAACGAAAAGUCGAGGGAGUAGUUGAUGAUGAAGAACAAUUUUAUAUGUACUUCCGUGUGUUCAUCCUUUCUGCGCCUUCGCGCACCGGUUUGUGGCCGUCGCGUGCCAUGCAAGGAGCGUACCGGCACCGGCAAAAUAUUCUCAAGGACUAUAUUGUUGACGCUCCGUGCAUACCACGUUACGGUGUUGAUCAUAACAAUAUUUUAAAAGACAUCAAAAUUAGCCUAUCGAUACUUUCGUGUUUUACCCAGUCGGAACAGGAGAAUUUAUGGUGCCUAAUUGCGGAACCGUCAACAAUCGUAGAGAUGCUGGUUAUGAAUACUCGGUUGGAGAAGUUGGGUCAAGUACUCGAGAAAAUUCGGCCGGAUCUUGAAAAUUGCGAAUUUGACGAGAGCGAAUUGUCCCUUGAGAAGAUUGACGAGAUUCUAAGGACGUACGCAGAGAAAAGCUUGGAAUUUCGUGUUGUGCUCCAGCCGGAAGUGAAGUUCAUCAACUCGCCAGAGAGUAGCAAGCUGUUGCAAUCGUUGGAUUCGAUUAAUUUCACAACGGCUCCCAAGUACUUUGUCAUGCCUGAAAUGGUACCGGCUAAAACCGAAUGGGUGGAAAAUUACGAGGUAACUGAGUGCAUGUGCUGUGCACAAACAACAUUUUCGAUGUUCAAUAGACGUCACCAUUGCAGAAGAUGUGGAAGGGUUGUUUGUGGUACAUGUUCUGUAAAACGCAUGCAUGUGCCAACCUAUGAAAAUAUUUUGGUACGAGUUUGCUUAGAUUGUUACGAUCAGGCCCAGCAAGACGGAGCAGGCACCUCAUCUUCUAAAAGUGAAGCAUCAAUAAGAACACUAGCCGUUGAUUGGCUGCUUACCGAUGACACUACGCAUAACGAAAUUGUUAGAGAAGAGUUUUCAUACGAGUAUGCGCCAAGCGUCUCUCUUUGCCUCUCCAUUUUAAAGCAUCAUUCUAAAAAUGAGGAAUAUCCCAAGUUUCUCUUGGAUCAGUGUGACGCGAUGUUACGAUUGUUGCAGCCAAUGUAUUCAGAGUCAUUACAAGAGAUUGACUACCUAUUGGUAAUAAAGAUGCUCAAGUCCCUUGCGAUUGCAGCAAAAAUGUUGUCCGCUCAAUGUAUGCUACAAUGGGGAUCAUCUCUCGCCGAUAGAAUAUUGUCACAGGCAGACCUGUUGGGAUUGUUGGCGGAACGUGAUUGCUUGCAUUUAAUUCCAACUACAACGCCCAGUCAAGUUCGAUAUAUAGAUGCGAAUACUUUGAGACGUCUUCGUGAUAAAUUAUUGGAACGAGAGCAAUGGAAUUUGGCACUUGAGGUCUCAACAAAGGCUGGUCUCGAUAACGCAGGUGUUUUUGCCGCUUGGGGAAAGAGUUACUUGAAGGCAGGCAGUCUUCAAAGGGCAAGAGAAAAAUUUCAGAGAUGUUUUGAUAAAACGGCUCACUAUGAGACCUCCACCGAAUUAAGUAAUAGCUAUUCAAGUACACAAUUACCACAUUAUCUCUCAAAAGUGUUGCACUCCUCCGAAAACAGACCGAUAAAAAAUCCUCCGCUUCUGAACGAAAUAAUUCAAAUCCUUGAAUCAUACACAACCAUCAUCGAUCCUAAGAUUGUAAAGGAGGUAAAAAUGUCAAACACUCUGCUGUCCUCGACUUGCAGCUUAAACAGUAGCACAACGUCUGUACAGAACGAUAUGGCCGUUUGUAUUCUAAAUAAAUUAAGAAAUUUGAAUAACGUCAUGAAUGGAAAUUAUUCCGCUUACUCUGAUACUACGGAGUCUAUGUCAUCAGUGGGCAAAACGAAACCGUACCUAGAACCACUGUUUUAUGAGGAAUGCGUUUACUACCUAACCAAGUAUGGGUCGCACAUUAGUGUACUCGAAUUCUAUUUGAAACAUUCAGAUUAUCAUCAAUGUCUGAAGUAUAUGUUAGAUCAUAGAUUGAACUCGGAUUACUUCAUCGACGUAUACAUGCUGUGUUUAAAAGAAAACUGUGUGAGCGAGCUCCAUGAAACAAUGUCAGAAAUUGAUUCCACCUUAGACAUCUGGAAGGAUUACCUAAAACACAUUUGUCGACAUUUAGAAAAGCAGUCCAAUCUUAACUCUCUGUACGAGUUACAGCAAUUCAUGGGAGACUUUGUCAGAGCGGCAUUAACUUGUAUUAAAUUUUACAAGGAUGAUGCGGCCACAUUUACGGAAUUAACUGGAAAAGUUGACUACCUACAUAAGGCCCAGCAGCAUCUGCAACAGGAGCUGGAACAAGAGCAAUGGGUUGAAGUGGCUUCAGUUCGUAAGCCAAAUAUGGACUCUCAAGAUAGUUUUGAGGCAAAAGGUAUUGCAAAUCCUUCUCUGGUUAUGAAGAUCGAUACGAGAAAUGUUGACAAGCAUAUUAACACCAUCUCGCGACAAAUUGAAGUUGCAAAAUUUUUGGCAGAUUGUGAAUUCUCCUCCGCUCCAGUCAUGCAAAUUUUACCUGAAAUUUUACCUUUCGUUACUGAAGAUGCCUCAUUUGAUAGUUUGCACAAGACAAAAAUUCCAACAUUAUUUGGUUCGUAUUAUGAAAGAGUGCAAUUAGCAGUUCUAGCAAUCGUAUGUGGAACUAACAUUGAGGAUGGAUUUGGUAUCGCUUACAGGAUUAUUACGGAUCAUAAAUUGAGCGCCGUCAAAGUGUAUUGCCAGGCGGGCAAGCAACUCGCUAAAAGUGAAAAAUACAAUUCCAUUGCCCAGUUGGUAAAUUGUAUUCGUUCAAGUGGUGUUAGUGAUUCAGCCGUAACCGAUAUGUGCGAUGAAAUGCUUAUACUCGCCGUUCAGACGUUGACCAAGACAAAUGUCUCCGGCCCUCAGUUAGAUGGAUUAAUAAAAUUAAUUACGGACCGUGCGGCUAAGAUAUCGGCUUAUAUCGAAUCUAAACAAUUGAAGACUGCGUAUCUGUUGGCUGUGAAACACAAGAGGAUGGGAGAUAUUCGGAGAAUUCUUAGAGAAGCAGAGUUUCUAAAUCAGCCCAGCAUUAAGACAUUAUGUCAAAAAAUUUUACAUUCUCAUUCACAUUUCCCUUCGCAUUCAAAAGACUGAAUUAUGUGGUAUUUCAAGUUACCUGAAAUUGUUUUUGGUGCAUAUUUUUAUUACUGCUGUGAUUAUUUGAACAAAUUAUAUUGUUUAUACCAUAUAUUUUUUAAUAUAUACGUACCUUGUA